CAUGGGUUACAAAACUUAACGUGGAGCGCUUUCAGUUCUACCAAUAGUAAUCGUUAUAAAUUUUAUUAGAUUUUUAAUUGAAAAUACUAACUUUCUUUUAAAUUAGGAACAGAAUGUUGCACAUAAAUAGUUUUCCAAUUAUUCUAUACAAUUACACAACUCAUUGAAAAUUGUUUACUUGAUUCUAUAUGUGUGUAUUUUUAAUCAACUAGAAACUGGACUUAAUAAUCUCUUCAGCAUUUUGGCGAAAUAUCUAAAUGCAAGAAAUUAAUGCACCUGACGCGCAACUUUUUUCCUCAGAAUGAAAGAUUAUAUUAAUAUUCUGUAAACAAUAUCGUUGUACGUUUAUGUUCAAUAAAUCAAACAACGAUGAAUAAGAUGCCACGAUAUCCAUCAGAUUGUAAAGUCUAUGUAGGAGAUUUAGGAAGUAGCGCAACAAAAGAAGAAUUAGAAGAUGCAUUUUCUUAUUAUGGAUCAUUAAGAAAUGUAUGGGUAGCCAGAAAUCCACCUGGAUUUGCUUUUGUUGAAUUUGAAGAUGCCAGAGAUGCAGAAGAUGCGAUAAGAGGACUGGACGGAAGAACUAUAUGUGGAAGACGAGCCCGUGUAGAACCAUCCAAUGGUAGAAGAUUAAGAGACAGAGGAUAUUUCAGAAGAGGUAUCGGAAGAUUAUUUCAUCCUGAAGACAGAUGUUAUGAAUGUGGCGAAAAAGGUCACUAUGCUAGAAAUUGUCAACGUCUUAGAAAUAUUCGUAAAAAGAGGAGAUGCAGCUGAACAGGCAUACACAUGAGAAAUGUGUUGCUACUGAGAUUCUCGUGAGAUUCGCCUUGGGUUCGCUUUGUGACGCUACGUAGUUACAGCGUAGAAUUCUACGAGCAACAGGGGGAAACUUGGCCGAUGGAGUGGCUAGUUCUGCAAACUACAAUUCUAAUUAACAUCACCUUAAACUGAAAGCUUUUGAACAUCAGUGUUAACGGUAUCUCUGGUGUAUUUUUUUUUUUUUGUAGCGUCACUGUUUCUACCGAAUUAUUAUGAUAGAUCUAGUGGUCACUGAGAAACUAACUUUGAACCAUCUCAUCUAGCCACUCUUCGUCCAUACAUCUGAUAUUAAUGUACUUUCAUCUGCAUAACUGCUCAUCUGUUCCUCUUUCCUGGUAUUAUCAUUACAUAUUAUACACUUAUUUGCAAAGAGAGUACAUAAAUAAUAUUAGAAAGGAAUAAGCAUUAUCGAUUCUUUAUAUUGUUAUACAAAUUGUAAAAAGUUUACAAGAUAUUGACAUUUAAGCAAUUGAAGACUGGAAAUCAGUAUAGCUGGAUAAUGAAGACUGACUAAAAGAAAGAAAUUAUUAUAUACAUAAAUUUUCACGUUUACUAUUUUUAUGUGAACAUGAAAUAAAUUGUAUAUUUACAUUU
Molecule: messenger RNA, 1410 nt
Organism: Osmia lignaria (orchard mason bee)
Lineage: Eukaryota; Metazoa; Arthropoda; Insecta; Hymenoptera; Megachilidae
Product: serine/arginine-rich splicing factor 7
Molecular function (GO): zinc ion binding; RNA binding
Source: RefSeq, a predicted model, not a curated record